GAACAGGAGGUCCAUAUGAGGUUCUUCACCACGUGGGGAGAUCCAUCUCCAUCAGGAACAGGAGGUUCUUCACCACGUGGUGGCACCUCUGCACCAGAAACAGCAGGUUCCUCACCACGUGGCGAGAUCCAUCUCCAGCAAGAAACAGGAGGUCCAUAUGAGGUUCUUCACCACGUGGCGAGAUCCAUCUCCACUGAGAACCUGGAGAUCCGUGAGGUUCUACAAAUCUCCACCAGGAACAGGAGGUUCCUCACCACGUGGGGAGAUCCAUCUCCACUGAGAUCCCUGAGCUCCAUCUCCACCAAGAACCCUGAGGUCCAUGUGAGGAGCUCCAUCUCCACCAAGGAGCAGGAGAUCCAUGAGGUUCUCCAACUUCACCAUGCAGUGAACUCCAUCUUCACCAAGAACCUGGAGGUCUGUGAAGUUCUCCACGACAUGGUGAGCUCCAAUUCCACCAAGAACCUGGAGGUCCAUGAGGUUCUCCACCACGUGCUGAGCUCCAUCUCCACCAAGAACCAGGAGGUCCAUGAGGUUCUCCACCACGUGGUGAGCUCCAUCUUCAUGAAGAACCUGGAGGUCCACGUGCUGAGCUCCAUCUCCACCAAGAACCAGGAGCUCCAUGAGCUUCUCCACCCUCCCCUCGUGCUGAGCUCCAUCUCCACCAGGAACUCCUGGACAGAGAACAUCCAGGGAUUGUCUCCAUCCAUCCCCACCCGGACAAGGAGAAGUCCUCGAGGUCCACCCCGACCUUCUGGCUGUGUCACCGCCCGGUUCCUCUCUGGGGGGUCCCGAGGAACAUCCUGGUCCUGAGGGAUCUCCAUGGGGUUGAGGAGGUCACCUGGACACCAGGGGACCUCAGUGACAAUUGUCCACCCCGGGGAGGAGACCUGGGAGGUGCCCAUGGGAGCGGUGGCCGAUUGUCCAUCCUGGAGGAGCCGAUGUCCCCUCGUGUCCCCGUGUCCAUCCUGUCCCACCACGUUGGCACCACCAGGACCUGUCCUGGAGCCACCGGGGCUGCCCGGCCCUGUUGGAGCUGUCCAGGACCUCCCAUCUGCUCCUGGUUCUCCUGGGGCCAUCCUGGUGUCCAUCAGCUCCUGGGGCCAUCCUGGUGUCCACCAUCAGCUCCUGGAGACAUCUUGGGGUCCAUCCAACUCUAGAGCCCAUCCUGGUGUCCACCAUCAGCUCCUGGAGACAUCUUGGGGUCCAGCAUCUCCUCCUGAUCCUCCUCGACCAAUCUUGGUGUCCACCAUCAGCUCCUGGAGACAUCUUGGGGUUCAUCAUCUCCUCCUGGUCCUCCUGAACCUAUCUGAGGGUCCACCAUCAAUUCUUGGAGUCAUCUUGGUGUCCACCAUCUCCUCCUGGUUCCUCUGGGCCCAUCCUGGUGUCCACCAUCAACUCCUGGUUCUUCUGGGCCCACCCUGGUGUCCACCAUCUCCUCCUGGGCCCAUCUUGAGGUCCACCAUCAACUCCUGGAGCCAUCUUGGGGUCCACCAUCUCCUCCUGGUCCUCCUGAACCCAUCCUGGUCUCCACCAUCAAAUCCUGGACCAAUCUCCUGGACCACCAACUCCUCCUGGUCCUUCUGAAUCCAUCUUGGUGUCCACCAUCAACUCCUGGAGCCACCGUGGGGUUCAGCAUCUCCUCUUGGUUCUCCUGAACCCAUCUUGGUGUCCAUCCAACACUUGGACCAAUCUUGGAGAUGGGUGCAGCAUCUCCUCCUGAACCCAUCUUGGGCUCCACCAUCAACUCUGGGUCCUGCUGGGCCCAUCCUGGGGUCCAUCAUCUUCUCCUGGUGUCCAUCAUGUUCUCCAGGUCCUCCAAGACCCAACUUUGGGUCCAUCACCUCCUCCUGCUUCUCCUGGACUCAUCCUGGUGUCCACCAUCUUCUCCAAAUCCUUCAUAUCUCUCUUUGGUGUCCAUCUUCUCCUUCUGGGCCCAUCCUGGGGUCCAUCAUCUUCUCCUUCUGGGCCCAUCCUGGUGUCCAUCAUCUUCUCCAAGUCCUUCAUAUCUCUCCUUGGUGUCCAUCAUCUUCUCCUGCUGGGCCCAUCCUGGGGUCCAUCAUCUCCUCCAGGUUUCUCCUUGGUGUCCAUCUCCUCCUUCUGGACCCACCCUGGUGUCCACCAUCUCCUCCAGGACCCACCAGGGCACCCAUCUCCACCUGGUCCUGCCCAGCCCACCUUGGUGUCCCUGAUCUCCUCCAGGUCUCACCUUGGUGAGCCCAAACCUUCUCCAGGUCCCACCCUGAUGACCCCCAAUGUCCAUCAGGUCUCACCUUGGGGUCCUCCAGUCUCCAGCAGGUCCCACC
Messenger RNA from Zonotrichia albicollis (white-throated sparrow), 2303 nucleotides. NCBI's taxonomy places the organism in Eukaryota, Metazoa, Chordata, Aves, Passeriformes, Passerellidae. The record is from RefSeq and is a predicted model, not a curated record.